AUGGCAACCCUGGAAACCGGAUUGUUUCAUAAGGAGGAUUUUGACCUUUAUGCUUCUGUAACAAAAUAUACCCCUCAUUCCCUGAGGGUGGUGAGAAAGGAAACACAUGCUGUCGUGGUGCCGGAGGCCUACAUCUGGAGUCAGAGUUUCCUGAAAGCUGCAGGCUACCACUUGAGGAAUGCCUUCGACAUAACCGUUCCGGCGAGGAGCAAAACCUUUAUGGACACCGGUUUGAAGAUUGAGCUCCCAGAAGAAUGUUACGGAAGGAUUGCACCUAGAUCGAGUUUGGCUGUGAAAAACUGUAUCGGCAUAGGAGCUGGAGUAGUCGACGAGGAUCACCGGGGAGUCCUAAACGUUGUGUUGUUCAACCAUUCUGAUACUGACUUUGAGCUCAGAUCAGGAGAUCGCAUAGCCCAACUCAUUUGCGAAAAGAUCUACUACGCAGUUUCAGAGGAAAUUCAGGAAUUGGCAGAUACUGAACGUGGCGAAGGCGAAUUUGGAUCCACUGGUACCAAUUGA
Messenger RNA from Leptinotarsa decemlineata (Colorado potato beetle), 519 nucleotides. Its product is annotated as deoxyuridine 5'-triphosphate nucleotidohydrolase-like. The record is from RefSeq and is a predicted model, not a curated record. Lineage: Eukaryota; Metazoa; Arthropoda; Insecta; Coleoptera; Chrysomelidae.